UCCUGUCUUCACUUUGUCCCCUGCUCCCACCGCCGUCGCCUUCCUCCGUCCACAGCUGCAGAGGCUCCGAGGAAACAUGUUCAUUUACUCGGCUCGGAAUAUUUCGCAACUUUUAUUUUACUGACGCACCACGGGCAGCCCCGUACCACAGACUCGCCUCUAAAAUGGCCCAGGAGAACCACAGCUGUCAUUAUAAUGAGUCCAUGGGGUUCUUCUACCAAAACAUUGGAGCUGACGAUAAAUGGGACAAAACUCAGCUCAUCCUGGUCCAGGUGGUGGGCUCUCUUUUCUGCUGUUUCAUCCUGGUCUCCAACUCCAUGGUCAUAGCUGCUGUCAUCACCAACAAGAGAUUUCACUAUCCUUUCUACUAUCUUCUUGCCAACCUCGCUGCCUCGGAUUUCCUCGCAGGCAUAGCGUACGUGUACCUCAUGUUCAACACAGGUGAGGUGUCACGGAAACUAACAGUUAAAGGAUACUUUAUCCGCCAAGGUCUGCUGGACGUCAGUCUCUCGGCCUCACUGGCUAACCUGCUUGUCAUAGCUCUGGAGCGCUACAUCUCUGUAAUGAACUGGAAAGUCCACAGCAAUCUGACAAAGAGGAGGGUGACCCUGCUCAUCGUGCUCGUGUGGGCCAUCUCCAUCUUUAUGGGGGCCGUGCCCAGUCUGGGCUGGAACUGCAUCUGCAACCUGAGCGAUUGUUCCCAGUUGGCUCCCAUCUUCAGCAAGAGCUACCUGAUCUUCUGGUCUGCGUCCAACCUGGUGGUGUUCCUGGUCAUGGUGGCCAUCUACAUGAGGAUCUACACCUACGUCAAGAAGAAGACAUCAGUGCUUACGCCGCACACAAGCGGCUCAAUCAACCGCAAGAGGACGCCCAUUAAGCUCAUCAAGACAGUUAUGGUUGUGCUUGGAGCCUUUGUGAUCUGCUGGACCCCCGGCCUGCUUGUUCUGCUGCUGGACGGCCUCGACUGUAAGAGCUGUAACGUCGUGAAAUUAAAACGCUGGCUGCUGCUCCUGGCUGUAUGCAAUUCCGUCAUGAACCCCUGCAUCUACUCCUACAAGGACGAGGAAAUGUGGACAACCUUCAAAAACCUCAUGCGCUGCAUUGGCAACGGCACUCGUCGGCAGCGGUCGACGAGGGCGAACACCAGGCCGCUCAGCUCGGCUCAGGAUACGGGCACGAGUCAGCCCCCAUCAGAGGAGACGAAAAAUGACGAUCAGGGCAUACUCAAGACCUGA
Messenger RNA from Toxotes jaculatrix (banded archerfish), 1235 nucleotides. RefSeq names its product lysophosphatidic acid receptor 3 (gene lpar3). Gene Ontology annotation, biological process: G protein-coupled receptor signaling pathway. Gene Ontology annotation, molecular function: lysophosphatidic acid receptor activity. Gene Ontology annotation, cellular component: membrane. The transcript has 3 exons. The record is from RefSeq and is a predicted model, not a curated record. The coding region runs from base 165 to 1235 and encodes 356 amino acids. NCBI's taxonomy places the organism in Eukaryota, Metazoa, Chordata, Actinopteri, Toxotidae.